Messenger RNA from Xenopus laevis (African clawed frog), 705 nucleotides. RefSeq names its product endonuclease domain-containing 1 protein. Bases 1 to 705 code for a protein of 234 amino acids. The record is from RefSeq and is a predicted model, not a curated record. The transcript has 2 exons. Lineage: Eukaryota; Metazoa; Chordata; Amphibia; Anura; Pipidae.
AUGAUACUAUCAGGGGCCUUGUGGCUCCAAUCGCAGAGAAGUCCAGACCAAGGAGGAAGCUUUAGGGUUAAAUCCAAGUUCACAGUAGUAAAAGGGUCAGAUGCUAGCGAAAAAGAGAUUCAGGCAAAAGUUCAACAGCCAGGCAGCAAAGGAUCAAUGCUCCCCACACAGAUCAUGCUUCAGCCUGAUACAGAGUACGCAAUUUGUUCCUUGGAUCUUUCUGGCGUUGCCUCAGACCUUAUCGAAAACGUUCAGGCAAUAAAUUCUGAUUAUACCGGCAGCAACUACCACAAAGGGCACCUGAACCCAUAUGCUGACCAUCCCUCUGGGCCAGGACAGCUGGCCACGUACACCCUGAGCAAUGUUGCAACCAUGCAUUGUCCCCUGAACAGCAGAGCCUGGAGGAACAAUAAGUUGAGAGCGAGGAACAUUGCUGCCGGCUGUGGCAAGUAUGUCAUCACCGUGGUCGUUCCUGGAAAUAACUGGAUCUCAGUCAAUGGGGUGAAGAGAGUCAGCAUUCCCAGCCAUGUGUGGAGUGCCUUCUGCUGCUUGGACUACAAUGGGAGGCCAAUGAAAGCCAAGGGCUCUCUUCCUAGAAACAACACCAACAGUGUCCAUGCUGGUCUGACCAUCUCAUCCCUGCAGAGCCAACUAAAGUCUCUCCUGGGGGUCAAUGUCAGAUUGUUUCAGAACAACUGCACCUAA